Messenger RNA from Penicillium brevicompactum, 2118 nucleotides. RefSeq names its product putative phosphoinositide phosphatase (Sac1). NCBI's taxonomy places the organism in Eukaryota, Fungi, Ascomycota, Eurotiomycetes, Eurotiales, Aspergillaceae. Gene Ontology annotation, molecular function: phosphatidylinositol-4-phosphate phosphatase activity. The annotation marks the transcript as partial. The transcript has 3 exons. Gene Ontology annotation, cellular component: endoplasmic reticulum. Gene Ontology annotation, biological process: phosphatidylinositol dephosphorylation. The record is from RefSeq and is a predicted model, not a curated record.
CCAUACCAUGGCUCCCCCGUUCUUCCCUUCCGGGAUAUUAACUUACAUGCUUCCCCUUCUCACUAUGCAUUUACCUCGCCCUCCUCUCGCCAGGCACCUACAUUGGUAGUGGACCGACCAUCCGGUGAUUUGCGCUUGAACGAUGGACCCCUCUCAGGUGCCAAGCGCAUCUCCAGUAUUGCUGGUAUCCUGGGAAUUCUGAAACUAAAGCUUGACAAGUACAUUAUCGUCAUUACCAAAGCGCAGCCCAUGGGCCGCUUGCGCGGCCACAUGGUCUACAAGGUUGCGGGAACCGAGUUCCUCCCUAUGCGCGAACGACCACUCCACGACACCGAUGAAGAUGCCUACCUCAAUCUUGUGAAGGACCUGCUGCGAAGGGGCCCUAUGUACUUCUCCUACUCUCUGGACAUCACGAACAACUUCCAGCGCCAAUCCCAGAGCCCGCCCAAUGUCCCCAUGUGGAAGACUGCAGACGACCGUUUCUUCUGGAACCGAUUCAUUCAAUCGGACCUCAUUGAUUUCAGCGUGGGAGCAAACGAUAAAAGUGGUGUUCGAUAUGGACCCCAGCCUGGAGCUGAUCCUUACAUUUUGCCAGUGAUGUUCGGCAUGUUGCGCAUCACUCCUGCCAAGGUGAAAUCCACAUCAUUCACUUACGCCCUUAUCACUCGGCGAGCCAGACACAGAGCGGGAACCAGAUACUUCACCCGUGGAAUUGAUGAACAGGGUCAUGUGUCGAACUACAAUGAGACUGAGCAAAUUGUGAUUUUGAACGAUUCCAAAGGUGGACUUUCUGGAUUUGGCGGUGGUCAGUCGAUGACCAGCGGUAAAGCCGGCCAAGACCUGCAGGUUUACUCUUUCGUGCAAACCAGAGGCAGUGUACCUGUGUUCUGGGCCGAAGUUAAUGAUCUGAAAUACACACCAAAGCUCCAGGUUCGGGGCGUCGAGACAGCGGUCGAAGCCGCACGCAAGCAUUUCUCCGAGCAAAUUGGGAUCUACGGAGAAAACUACUUGGUCAACCUCGUGAACCAAAAGGGCAGGGAGGAGCGUGUCAAACGGGCAUACGAGCAGCUGGUUCGCACAUUAGUUUCUUCUUCCUCUGAGAGUACUGAAACUGAUGAUUUGACCCCUGAAAAGCUGCAUGUUCUGGAGCCUGGUUCCAAGCAGAAAGAAAUGGAUCGAUUGCACUAUGUGUACUUUGACUUCCAUAAUGAGACAAAGGGUCUCAAGUGGCAUCGUGCGGAACUGCUGAUGGGCCGCUUGAAUGACGGCCUGGUCCAGGGUGGGUACUUCCGCGGUGUUGAGAGCCCUGGUGCCCCAGACGGUCCGUUGGAUACUCGCUCUACACAGACAAGUGUUGUUCGUACCAAUUGCAUGGAUUGUUUGGAUCGCACCAACGUGGUGCAAAGUAUGCUUGGUCGCUGGGCAAUUACGCGCCAGCUCAUUGACGCAGGCGUUCUCCGUACCGGGGAGACCGCGAACGAUGACCGGGAAUUUGAAAACUUGUUCCGCAAUAUUUGGGCCGACAACGCAGAUGUGGUUUCCAAGUCAUACUCCGGCACUGGCGCUCUGAAGACUGAUUUCACCCGCACUGGCAAGCGUACCCGAGCGGGUAUGCUGCAAGAUCUGAACAACUCUAUCACUCGAUAUGUGCGCAACAACUUCAUGGAUGGGCCUCGACAAGAUGGCUUUGACGUGUUCCAGGGCACCUACCUGCCUUCGGACUCCACUUUUGCCAACAUCCAACUGUUCCUUGACCAGCGCCCACUUGUCAUCCAGUCAGUUCCUUACAUCCUCGCUGCUAGCGUAUUCAUGGUUCUGGUCGCCCUCCUCACCAAACGCCUGCCCGACGCUACUGUCUGGCCCCUUCGCCUGUUCAUGAUCUUCUGGACGUUGGUGGCAGUAUACUGCUUCCGUUUCGUGCACGGACACGGUAUGCUCUAUGUAAAUUGGCCCAAGCUCAAUACGCCCGUCGCUGGUGCCGAGGGGUACCAAGAUGCGCUCAUCAAGGCCCGAUCUGAUCCACUCAUCGGCAAGUGGCUUCCUGCCCGUCGACACCAGCGCGGCAUCAGCAAUGCCCGUCUCGUCUUUUUGGAAGAAGGGAAGACCAGGAUUGAAUAA